CGGCCAAAUUGACGAAAUGACAACUGGGAAUUGGGCCGCCUUUCUUUCAUGGGCUAUAGGUUCAAACAGAGAUAGUCGGCCCAAAAUUACCUUCAGCCCAGCCUUUACUUUAGCUAGGGCGGCAUGAGAGAAGAGAACCAAAAAACAUGACAAAAAAAAAUGGAGUUUCGAAAGGCAGGCAGAGAGUUCCCGCCCGAUUUUCGAACUCUCCAGAGAAUGGCCGCUGGCGAGCCGACGGCGAACGCAUCAUCGUCGACCGAGGAACAACUAAAGCUCGCCGUAGUCGUAUCUUUUCUCCGGUCGAAGCUCCUCCACAAACAACUACCUAGCCAGCCGCCACAGCCGCCGGAUUCUUCUUCCGGCUCCGACGUCCUUCGCUGGAAGCGUAAGGCGAAGGAUCGGAAACAGGAGAUUGCCCGAUUGAGAGAGAGGAUCUCAAGGAAGCCGAAGAUGCUUCUUCUCAGUGUGAUUUGUUUCCCCAAACCGCCGUGCUACUUCUUUGACCAUGUGGGGAAAUUACGAUUCGAGGACGCCGGAGAUGGCUCCGUUUCUAGAUUCAACGAUGUCCUCCGUCGCAGUGAGAAUGAGAAGCACAUGCGGCGAAAUAGGGACGAUCCAAGUCUUAGAUUGCGGUUUCCAGAGUUGAGCAGUGAAAAUGAAGUGGAUCAGCUUAGGGCUUCCGUUGAUUUCCUUGUGGAGCUCUGUGCUUCUCCUAUGGAGGAGGCCAAUUUCGCUAACUGGUCUCACCAGGCUGUUGAUUCGUUCUCUGAGAUCUUAGGGAAGGGCAAGUCACACGCCUGUGUUCGAUAUGUUGCCCUUCCACAUCGAGAUGACUCCCAUCGUGUCGCGCCAUUGAUCACCGGUCUCAACUCCAGCACUUGCUGCGUAAGCUGGGAAGUGAACCUUACAAUGGACAGCGCACACUUCUUUCAGUCUGCGAAAGGGAUCCAGCUGAUUGAGUUUCUGGUCUCGGAUCACUUGCAGGCAUGGUCGAGUACAGACCGAUUCAACAAUGGGCUGAUGGAAGGGUGGGUGGCAUCCAUCCUUUCUCCACGCCAGGAAAGCGCUGCAGCUUCUGGAGCGCAGGCACGGGCUCUCUACGUGGAUCGAGUUGCCAACGAACUGGCGAAGCAAGUCUGUCGAGAUUCGUCAUUCCAGAAGCUCAACCAUCAGCUCCUUGAUGAUCUAUUCAACUAACAUGGGAAAGCUACUGCUCUGCCAUACCACAUGUGGUAGCAGGAUGUGGAACUGUCUCUUUAGAGGAUCUUUGACAUAAGAAAGCAAAGCUGGCUUGUAAAGAACAUAUUCUUGCCUUAGUUCUUUGCCGUCCUAAUUAUGCUAUUAUUUCUGCAUUGUCAAUUCAUCCACUCAAAGUAGCAGAUUCUUGCCUGUUGGCCCUGGAAAGCAAAAGCAAGCAUGUGAUUGAUUUGUCAAAACAAACAAUUUUUUUUUAUAGUUCUCUUCUGUUCUCCUCUCUUUAGAUUCUCAAGUUACUUAUUUUAGUAGUAAGAUGAACAAAUGGAUGUCAUUUGGCUCGAUUCCAUGUUAUUAGGUUGAGUGCAUCUCUACUUGAAUUGUAUCUGUAAAGUGAAAAUGAUAUGUGGAACUCACUUAUAUAGAGUGACUUUCCGAAUAUUUCGUACCUCCAAGUGUAAAUUGAAAUCAUUCCGAAUAUAGAGUGUCAUCUCACUUGUCCAACGAUAUGAAGAAUUUGGAAUUGCACUCUGUAAAAAUGGGAUCACAUAGUCGCAUUGAACUAAAUAAUUGCUUUCGCAAAUACAUCUUUCACGAUAACAUAUAAAAUGAAUACAGUGCUAUCAA
Messenger RNA from Linum trigynum, 1821 nucleotides. The record is from the annotation of a GenBank genome assembly. Lineage: Eukaryota; Viridiplantae; Streptophyta; Magnoliopsida; Malpighiales; Linaceae.